AUGGCAAUGAAUAUUGAAUAUUAUGCAUGCAAUGUUAAUAUAUGUAUUACUGUAUUCUUAGCUUUAGAAUCAUGCCCAGUACCUGUAGGCAUCGGUGCACCAUCCUGUGGAAAAUCGACAGCUAUGCGCCUUGUGAGAAAGUUGAUGGGUAUGCACAUUGUGUCCCAGUCAUCUGGUGAAUUUGUUGUUUCGAAUUUGACCGUUACAACUAUUCCUGUUUGCUGGGAUGACCCAACAUAUGCCACCUGUGUUCGCCAGCCAUUAAUGUCAGUUUUCAAUGGUCUCGGCAACCAAACACAAGCACGAGGAGAUGAGAAACCGAAAACGUCGUUUCUGUUAACAGUGAACUUUACAUUGGACGAUGACCUAAGGUAUUGAUAUGAUGCCUUAUUAAUUCCAUUCUUAGGCUUAGCUGUUCACUAUAAACUAGAUUUCAGACUCAGUGAACUGAUAAGAAUAAAAUGCGACAUAGUGUUGUUAUUUGACGCCAUGAAUCCUUUAUAACAAAGCAUUUGUGUUCAUAUGUAAUAACUUCAUACGAAAAUAAUAACUUCAUUUACAUUAAAGAGCUGUUUAAAAAUGUAGAGCAAGUGCUAAUCUUUACAAUUUCAGUUGUGGGAGAACAGUAUACAAAAAGAAAAUACACAGUAUUUUCCCUCACAAAUUAUAGUAAUUUUCUUCUUGCAUCUCAAAAUGCCUGUCGAAUUUGAUAUAUUUACUCUACGGACCAGAAAUUUUGCUUGUCUACAUAAUUUCCGAUUAGCCAUCAGGUUAUUAACCAUGAAAGCUUGGUAGCCAUGCAGUCAAUGAAUCAAUGUAAUUCAUUUUCUUUAUAGUCAAUUAUGUUUAUUCUUCUUUAAAUCUGAUAUAUAGAUCAUUCGAAAGGACGACGCCUAUCUACUUCCAGAAACUGGUGAUGGACGGCACGGAGGUUGCUUUAGAUUUCCUCACCGCUAAAACAGACAUCUUCGCCUUGGCAUCCACUCAUGCGCUACCAGAUAUAAUACGGAUGAGUCAGUGCAUUAAUUCUGCUAACCUCGCCAAACAUAUGGAUUAUUUUAGGAAUCAACUGACAGGGAUGUCUCCAAGGCUACCUGAAAUAUACUCACUUUAUCGGCUGUUCGCACACGAGGUAAUGAAAUCGAUGCUCAUUACCAUCUAAACAUAUAGGAGGCCCAAUAUAGUUAGUGGUAAUAGGCAUAAAAAUGACUAAAAUAAGUUUAAAAUUCAAUAAAAUUUCAUUUUGUUACCGUGGAAAUAUUUUGCCUGUCAUAUAGAUAGAGCAAAUCUCGACAACUUAUAUAAUUAUAUAUGUCAUAUGAUGUAUAUGGCGAUGUUGUUCACUUGGUAAUAUUGUUCUCAAGUGCAUAUAUGUGUGUGACAAAUAUUCACUUGAGAACAUUUUCUGCAUCAGUCAUCAUAUAGAACUAUAUAUUAAACAUCUGUGAGUGCAGAAAUCACACUUGAAUGAUAUUCUAUUCUAUCUAGAUUCUCCCGAGAGCUCUGAUAACUAAAUUCUGUCUUAUCUUGAAGUAACUAUUGAUGUACAACAUUCUUUAAUAUUUCAGAUAAUAAGUUUGGUAGACAAUGAAGCAGUCCUUAACGCGCAAGCCUUUGACGACUACAUCGAAGCAAAUUUUUUACCACACGUCAAGUUGCUAUACGCUACAACGGUAAAAGUGCAUACCAAUCUCGAGGAUGUCAUGAAGCUGUUGGUCCAAGCCAUUGUAUCAAAUGAAAGGAACGAAUCCGAUGUAAGUUGUAUUAAAAGGGUAUUUUUGAAGAAAAAUCUUUUAUUUGUAUUUCCAUUUGUUACGUUUGUUUUUUUUCCAUUUUAGCUUAGGACGUGGAUGAGACCAACAGUCGUCGCAAAGCUGGACAAAACCGAGUUCGUUGCAUUCAUUCUACCGAAAGCAUUAUUGGAAAUUUCAAAAGCUAGCCUUUCGCCUCCAACCGAUAGGAAUGUACGAGACCUGAUUACCAGCGUUGGUGGCAGCUCAGAUUUCAAGUCGACAUUUAAAGAUCACCCCAAGAAGAUCAGCUGCGUUCGAAUUCCAAGAACAGCACUGAGCACGAGUAUCUUGCAACAAAUUGAUGGGUGUAUGUACCUAAUUUAUUAGUUGGACUGCAUCCUAUAUAUAUUAUAUAAUAGAAUUUCGCUUACCUCAAAAUUCCGCAACAGUCUAUUUCACCUGUAAAGAAUCAUCAUCUGUAAAGAAUCAUCAUGAUUCUUUACAGAUUCUUUACAGAUGAAACAGACUGUUGCCGAAUUUUGAGAUAAGCGAAAUAUAUAUGAGAUUAUGUAUAUAUAGUUAAACUAAUCUUGUUUUUAUUUAGUUUUCAACAUCGUCCAGGACGAGGUCGAAAGUGGCGAGGAGUCCUGUGCUAAUUGUGCAGCUCUAGAGAUGGAACUUAAGCUGUGCAAAACAAAGAACGAGGAAGAGCUUGAUCGGUGCCAAGAGCAAAUUAAAGGUUUGCAAAAAGACUUAGUAACGACUGUCAAAAUGAAGGAAGAUAUGGAAGGAAAGUUACUCAAGUUAAACAACGACCUAGUUGAUGCCAAAUCUGAACUAGAAGAGUCAAAAAAAUUAAGUAAAGCAAGUAAAGCGAAGCCACACAACCAACCCACUGUUUGCUACCAUCCAAGCACGAGUGGAUCCAGUAUUGUUGCUGAUUCGAUCAACGAUGCUGCUCUGGGUUGGUGUUCAUUUUAUCUAUAGUUCUCACAAAACAAUACUUUCCAGUUGAUUGAUUGAAAAUAACAUAUUUUUAUCAAUGUAAUUUAGAUUGUCAAAGAACUUCACCAGCCCAGACACCAGUCACCUCUAAUGUUGAUUGUCUUAAUGAUUCUGGUAAGAUCUGAUUAAAGUUUUAGUACGACUUGUAAUUCCAUCAUGUAUGUAACUUCUGCCAAAUAUUGUAUUUCUAAUAGGUCUUGGAGAUGAAACCAAUGACACACAAAAAGGUAUGAAUGUAUAUAACCUUGAUUGAACUGUCUGUGCCAGUGUAGGUAGUGUCAAUAAUAUUAACAAGCUGAGAAAUACAAAUAUAUAUAUAUAAUAUAUAUAUAUAUAUAAUCAUAAUUAUUAAUCUAUGCUCGUCCUUAUGCCAAUCAUUGCCAUUCAUUAACAACAUAAAAUUAGUACAACUUUACAAUGAGAUUGCCAGCAGCUACUGUGAAAACUAGCAGCAAACGUCUAUACACGUCUUGACUUUCUUUGUAUAAACAGAUGACGAAGUACCACAUAUAUCAUCAAAAAAGAGGAGGUCGCAAGACAGUGGUGAUAACAAAUUAAAAUGCAACCUUUGCAAAAAGAAGAAAAGGUCGGGUACGAUGCGGUGUACAAAGUGUGAGCAAUGGCAACAUUUCAAGUGUGCUGGGUAUGCCUUUACAGAAGCCAUUUGUGUGGAAGCCAACUUUCUUUGCAAAAAUUGCAAAUAA
Molecule: messenger RNA, 3442 nt
Organism: Paramuricea clavata
Lineage: Eukaryota; Metazoa; Cnidaria; Anthozoa; Malacalcyonacea; Plexauridae
Source: the annotation of a GenBank genome assembly